AUGGAAAACACGUCAAAAACAAAUAAAAAGGAUAUUCAAGAUGGACCGCCAAAAGAGGUCAAAUUGCCUAUCAGUGAAGCACUUCUCGACUAUCACUGUCAAAUAAAGGAAAAUGCAGUAGAACGAUACAUGGCUCAAAUAAAGAAAAUGAGAGAAAAGAACCAAAAGUAUCAAGAAAGAAAUAAACGCUUAAAGGAUGAACAGAUUUGGCACAUAAGGAACCUACUAAAGGAACUGAGUGAGGAGAAGUCAAAGGGAUUAGCAGUUGUAACAAGAGAGGAAGUUGAAGAAGCAAUGAAGGAAAAAUGGAAGUUUGAAAGAGACCAGGAACAAAACUUGAAAGAUAUGCGCAUCCAAAUAAAUAAUGCUGAGAAACUGUUUCUUGAGAAACUCAGUGAGAAAGAAUAUUGGGAGGAGUACAAGAAUGUAGGGAGUGAACAACAUGCUAAACUCAUUACCUCCUUACAGAAUGACAUCAACAGAGUUAAAGAGAAUGCUGAGAAAAUGUCAGAACAGUAUAAAAUCACCCUGGAAGAUGACAAAAAGAGAAUAAUCAGAGAAACUUUGUUGCAACUGAACCAAAAGAAGGAAUGGGCCACAGAGAAUGCUAUAAGGUUCAUUGACAAGGGCAGCUAUCGAGAGAUCUGGGAGAAUGACUGGCUCAAAAAAGAGAUUGCAAAUCACAGGAAGGAAGUGGAAGAACUGGAACAUGCUAUUCAUGAGCUGGAAGGAGAAAAUUUGGUGCUUAUUGAUCAGCUGUUCAACUGCAGACUUGUGGAUCUCAAAAUACCCAGGCGACUAUAUCUUGCUCAAGCUGUUGGACAGGAAGUGGCACAGGAAGAAAUGCCUUUGGAGUUGCCAGAAACAUAUAUAGAAAAGUCACAAUUGCAACCUGCAGAAGUAAAAAGUAGAGACUUGUUGAGCUUAGCACUUGGGAGCAGUGCUUUACAUCUUAGUCAUGAGGAUAGCAGCAGAUACAGCCAGCAGCUGAAGAUAGAUGAAGAGAGUUCAAGCAUAGAGUUUGGAGCCUCUGAUAUGAAAUACUUACUGUAUGAGGAUGAGCGGGAUUUCAAGGAUUAUGUAAACUUGGGCCCCCUGGAAGUGAAGCUCAUGACUGUGGAGAGCAAGAAAAUGCCCAUCCAUUCCCAAGAGGAGACUCCAGUCAAAUUCUAUGAUGAUGUCAGGAGCCCGGAAAGCCACAUCACAUAUAAAAUGAUGAAGUCUUUUCUCUAA
Messenger RNA from Lagenorhynchus albirostris (white-beaked dolphin), 1233 nucleotides. It is a transcript of the gene CCDC83, whose product is annotated as coiled-coil domain containing 83. The coding region runs from base 1 to 1233 and encodes 410 amino acids. The transcript has 10 exons. NCBI's taxonomy places the organism in Eukaryota, Metazoa, Chordata, Mammalia, Artiodactyla, Delphinidae. The record is from RefSeq and is a predicted model, not a curated record.